Phyllopteryx taeniolatus (common seadragon) is the source of this 7985-nucleotide messenger RNA. It is a transcript of the gene fam53c, whose product is annotated as family with sequence similarity 53 member C. The coding region runs from base 1938 to 3215 and encodes 425 amino acids. The transcript has 5 exons. The record is from RefSeq and is a predicted model, not a curated record. Lineage: Eukaryota; Metazoa; Chordata; Actinopteri; Syngnathiformes; Syngnathidae. Gene Ontology annotation, cellular component: nucleus. Gene Ontology annotation, biological process: protein import into nucleus.
UGAGAGGAGGGUGGAGGUGGUGGCGAUGGAGGGGAGGGGGAGCUAACAAGCCCGGACACAUCCAUCCCGCAGCAUCCCACCGUGUUGUUCUCCUCCCUCCAGCGUUCAUUUUGAACCCAAUAUACGAGAAAUAACACCAAGGGCGCGACGCUAAUUGGGAAUAUUUGGCGUUUCUUGACACAUAAAAACGCAGAACUCUCUGACGGUUGAACGGGAACAGCCCCGUCGGAUAUUUACAAUUUUGGCUAAGCGCUUGCUAGCUCGGUGCGGGGCUCGCACUGGUUAGCGGCGGGUUCAGCUGCAUUGCUAGCCCCGCAGUGCAGCGGCCGGCCGGCCGGGGCGUGUUGUGGCAGUCAGGCCGGGAACAAGUCGAAGCUCGUCGGCUUGUUUUUCCAAGAGCUUCGCGGGCGAAUAUAACCCAGCGUCGACCUUGAAAGUUAUAACGAGAUGACAUGUUAUUUAUAGCUAGUGGACUGCUCGGGUGUGCAUUUGUGAGUAGUACAAACGUCAAAUGAAACCAAUGAAAUGAUCCCAAUUAGGAACCGUCGUCUCCCGUCAAGCUUGUAUGAAAAAGCCCAAAAUGACAGUGUCGCGUUGACGCUCCUCUUGAACAACAACUGGCAAGCGGUAGCCUCCUCCAUUGAAAACAAUGGGAAGCGUUAGCAUCGAGCUAGCUGUGGCGGCCUCAAUGGGGCGGCCUCCUUUCCCAUGGUAGCCUCAAUUACACCCCAGCAAACAAACACACAUUGUGUUUGACAAUAUUUGGGUAGGAGUCAACAUCCUACACUGAUUUUAUGUUCUUGUGUGACCAAAUAGGGCAACGCGGAGGAUUAGUGUUUAGCGCAUCUGCCUCACAGUCCUGAGGUUUGGGGUUCGAAUCUCAUUUGGAUGUUCUCCCGGUGCUUGUGUGCGUUUUCCAACGGCUUCUUCUCACAUUCCAAAAACAUUCUUGGAGACUAAUUUAUCCAUAGGUGUGAAUGUGAGCAUACUGUAAAUUGUUUGUCUAUAUGGCCGCGAUGGGCCGGCCGAGUGGUUCUUAACCUUGUUGGAGGUACUGUACCGCGCAAGUUUCAUACAUGCAUUCACAGAACUCUUCAUAAUUGCAAAAAAUAAAAUCUGCUUUAUGUCAAAUUCAAAACGGGUAUAGAUCUUAUUUGUACACAAAAUCAGCGUUCAACCAACAAAACAUGAAUUUCACACAAAUAUUUCAAUUCAAUGAAAAUUUACUGUCAAUCAAUGUGAAAUUUGCUAUUGCCUUUCACCUUGGCAAGUGCCACCUUAAUAUCAUUUUCACAACAAAGUCUGAUCCUUUGUUUUUGUGUCUACAGUCCUCGAAAAGGAUUGUUCGCUGAGAUACGCUUGGUGCAAGCUUGCCUAUAUUUGGAAGUGGUUGAAGUAGCACGGAUGCUUUUCCUACUUGUCGGUCUAUUGCUGUCUUAGAUAUGAACAAACGGUAGAUUCAACACGCCCUUUAGAGCUGCGUGCCUACAGCGACGCUAAGCUAGUAGAGGCAAAGUGUCAGCGUGCCUCCGCAUUGUGCUGCAUACGCCUUCACACUACGCCGUACAAUCCCAACGAGGGAACUGUGAAUAACCUUUCAUAGGCAGGUUCCUGAGGCCGCCGACGGACGAGACCCGGCCAUGUUGUCCUCGUGAGGGUGGGCGGGGCUACCUGGCCCGCAGGUGCAAGGAGGAGGAGUCUGCAGCUCUUAGCCCCUCCCCUUUUCUGAGACAAGAUACACACAAGCGGGCGUGUCCCACGCCUCCCUCCUCUUUCUCUCCCUCCUCCCCUCCUCCUCCUCCGCCACCAUGACGUGGUCGCCUUGCUGGUGGAGAACGUGAGAAAGUCUGGAAGGCGACCCUGCUCAGCCGGGGGACUCGGACCUGUCCCUGCUGGACCCGAAAACCCUCGCAGCGUGCUGGUCCCCAGAUGGCUUGAUGCCUGAGAGCAGCUACUGGCAGCUCUGCCCUCCCUCUAAGUCCAGCCUGCAGGGGGGGUUGCUGAGCUCUAGUUUCCCUCCCGGCCCGGUUCCCCUCGUGCCGCCCGAUGCCCACCUUCAGGCAUGCCCCCUGGACGGCCCCCACUCUCAGCCGCAGCAGCACCGGCCUCUGGCACCCAGCACCUCGGCGUCCGAGCUCUCCCUCCCCGGGGCGGCGGCCCCUCCCGGCCCGGCCCCGCCUCCCCCUCCUCCCCCGCCGCCCAAACGCCACUGUCGCUCUCUGUCGGUCCCGGAAGACCUGUCGCGCUGCCGCUACACGUGGCGGCCUAGCGCCUCGAGGGUUUGGACUCCCGUCAGUCGCCAGCAGUGCCACGGAGGAGUGAGCGCCGCCGGGGUUGCAGGCGCGGCGGCGGCAGGCGGCACCUGCCCGCUGCGCGCACCGAGCUCCUCCCUGAACUCGUCUCUGCACUCUUCGUCCAGCCCCACCUUCUUCAGCCUGGCGCUUUCCCCUGACUCGCCGCUGCCCUGGAACUUCCCCUGGGACCCCAGCGAGGCGGCGGCGGGGGGCGGCGCCUGUUGCUGUUUCUUCCCCUCGCCGUCCUCUUGCUCUUCGUCACCCUCGCCGCUCCACCCGCCGCCGCCUCCCCAGCGGCGUUUCUCCCUCUCUCCCGUGCUCAUCAGAGACUCGGCGGCCGCCGCCUUCCUGCCCCCGCCCCCCGUUCCCAGCCAAGCGGCGGCGCCCCCGCCAGGCUGCUGUGCGGCCGGCGGUGCGGCGGCGGGGGCCCCGGUGCCCGCCUCGCCCUCCUCUGCGUGCAGCACGCCGUCGUCCCUGCGCCGCAGCCUGCCUCCGCAGCUACCGCGGUGCCACUCGCAGCCCUGUGACCUGCUGCUGCUCAAGCCUGGGCUGAAGAGGCGGCGCGACCCCGACCGCCCCUGCGCCCGCCCCGUCCUCGACUUCACCAAGAUGACUCAGACCCGCAGCAUCGACCCGCAGUAUUUUGAGCGCGGCGGCAGGCUGGCCUGCGGCGGCGACCUCUUCAUCGGCAUGGAGUCCUUCAUGUCCGACUUCCGGGGCUCCUGCUCGCCCGCCGAGUGUCUGGGCAGGUCCAGCAUCGGCCCGCUGAGCGAGAGCGACGAGGAGUGCCGCGAGGACGAUGACGACGACGGCGAGGAAGACGAGGACGAGGAUCCGGACGAGCGCGAGGCGGCCCAGCAGCAGGCCGUCUUCGAGAGGGAUUGUACAGAACUGGACUUAAAUUUAAUCGAAGAAAACUGAUGUGUUUGUAAAUGGAAGGCCGACCUUGUUUUUUUUUUAUUUAAUUUUAUUUUUAGAUCAGAUUGCUUUGUUUUUAAAAUUAGAACAAUCCCGACAACCCGUCCCCCCUCACCCCCACCCCCCAAACCCCCACCGUGCAGCCACUCAGCAAGGCUUUCAGGAACACCUCUCAUUGGACGAGCCGGAGUAAGUCACAGCGGAGUGACGAUGAUGGUGAUGAUGCGACUACUUGCUGGAAAGACUCCUCCCCUUCUGUCGGAAAACCUUCAAAGUGAGGACGAGCCGGUCACCGGCGGUCUGUCGCCAGAUUUUGACCGUCCGGUGUCGUCCGCGUCCCCACGUCUUCCGCAGCUGCCGAGUCUCCCGACAGGCCGCUCGCUUGACACGCUGCGGCGUCCACCUGAAACACCGCCAGGCCGCUGUCACGCUUGCUACAUACCGACAGAGCGGCCGUCCGUUGUUCCUCAAGGCUCAGGUCAGACAAAUUAGAAGAAACUUGCUUAAAUGCUGCAUUCAAGUCUGCUUGGCAGUAGGAAAUCUUAUGCAGCGCUUACUUGGUGUCACCUCAGUGAACUAAUAUUACUGCAAGUCACUGUGACAUUUUGCACAGUUUGAACCUUAACACUGUGGCCAAGUGUAGGAAAACUAUACUAAAAAGUUAUAUACAACGGAACUGUACUUGGACAGUGAUUCUUUUACAUAUCACUCGAGUGAGCCCGUGCACCACACUUUAAUAAUUUGAUCUAGAACAAAUCAAGUCUUCAUUAAAGCGCUUCACCACGCUAGAUGGUCUCUUUAUGACAGGUGGUCUAAUUCUUUUAAAAAAAAUUAAAAAUUACGCCAAGUACCACCUAGGAAAUACUUAGAUAUUACGACACUUAACUUGACUUACAUGGUCGGCCUAAAUAUUCAUCAAAAACGAGACAGAGGUUUUACUCCUUAAAAGUACACUUAUUGUAAGGCACUGUAAUCGUAUGGACAGUUUAAAUACUGAAAAUAUAUAUAUAUUUUUUAAAACUACUUAGUGAUUCGGUUCAAAUGUAUUCCACAUAAAAGUUAAAAACUGCCCUGAAAUGAAUUUGGAAAAAAACGGUUAUUAAAGUUGUAACGCAAACGUAUUGAAUGUAAAAGUUAAAUAUAAUUGAACUGUACUCACGACAGGGACUACCACUAGAGGGAGCCCACUCACCACACUUUGGAGUCACUGGUCCACUAAAUCUGUUGAGCGCAAUAUGUACAGUAUUUGACGAAGGUAAACAUACAGAAAUUGCAUCUUGCAUUGCACUUUACAUAGAUCAGAAGUCUUAAAGUUAUCAGUUGUCGACGAUGCAGCUUCUGAAAUGCGAUAUUAUCCCUAAGCUGCGUCUAAAUGCAGUCGAGAUUGCAGCACAUUUGCUCUAGUUUAUCUUAACUGAGCCUCCAAGUAGUUCAUUCAAGGAAGAUCAGAAUUGUUUUGCGCUGAUAACCACUUAUUAAAAUAAUAAUAAUAAUAAUCAGCAGCAGCAGCAGUUGACCCAUAUGGGUGUGGCGAUGUGUUCGGGUGCACCACGGAGCUGUGUCGGCGUCGUCCUGUCCCUUCCCAGUAGCCACUGAUGCUGUCGUGUACCUGAGUGUUCGCACUUUCCUGUCACCUUCACUGUGUGUGUGUGUGUGCGUGUGUGUGUGUGCGUGUGUCUGCGUGUGUGUGUGUAAGGACAAUCAUAAAGAUAAAUUGUUGGGAAUAUCUUUGUAUGACUGUAUCUUCUUCUUUUCCUUUGGGCUUGUCCCUUUAGGGGUCGCCACAGCGCGUCAUCCUUCUCCAUGUAAGCCUAUCUCCUGCAUCCUCCUCUCGAACACCAACUGCCAUCAUGUCUUCCCUCACGACGUCCAUCAACCUUCUCUUUGGUCUUCCUCUCGCUCUCUUGCCCGGCAGCUCCAUCCUCAUCAUCCUUCUACCAAUGUAUUCACUAUUUCUCCUCUGGACGUGUCCAAACCAUCGAAGUCUGUUCUCUCUAACUUUGUCUCCAAAAGAUCGAACCUCGGUUGUCGCUCUGAUGAGCUCAUUUCUAAUUUUAUCCAACCUGGUCACCCCGAGAGCGAACCCCAACAUCUUCAAUUCCGCCACCUCCAGCUCUGCUUCCUGUUGUCUCUUCAGUGCCACUGUCUCUAAUCCGUACAUCAUGGCUGGCCUCACCACUGUUCUAUAAACUUUGCCCUUCAGCCUAUCAGAGGCUCUUCUGUCACAUAACACACCUGACACCUUCCUCCACCCGUUCCAACCUGAUUGGACCCGUUUCUUCACUUCCUGACCACACUCACCAUUGCUCUGGACGGUUGAGCCCAAGUAUUAAAAGUCCUCCACCCUUGCUAUCUCUUCUCCCUGUGGCCUCACUCUUCCCCCACCACCAUUCUCAUUCAUGCACAUAUAUUCUGUCUUACUUCGGCUAGUCUUCAUUCCUCUGCUUUCCAGUGCAUGCCUCCAUCUUUCUAACUGUUCCUCCACCUGCUCCCUGCUUGCACUGCAGAUCACAAUGUCAUCUGCAAACAUCAUGGUCCACGGGGAUUGCAGUCUAAGCUCAUCUGUCAGCCUAUCCAUCACCACUGCAAACAGGAAGGGGCUCAGGGCUGAUCCCUGAUGCAGUCCCACCUCCACCUUAAAUUCGUCUGUCACACCUACAGCACACCUCACCGCUGUUCUGCUGCCCUCGUACCUCCUGUAUUAUUCUAACAUACUUCUCUUUUAAUCAUUGAUACUUCCUGGUCCACCACCCUUGCCUCUUCUGCUCUUCCUUCUUUCUCAUUUUCCUCAUUCAUCAACUCCUCAAAUUAUUCUUUCCAUUCAUCCAGCAUACUACUGGCACCAGUCAACAUAUUUCCAUCUCUAUCCUUAAUCACCCUAACCUGCUGCACAUCCUUCCCAUCACUAUCCCUCUGUCUGGCCAGCCUGUACAGAUCAUUUUCUCCUUCUUUAGUGUCCAACCUGGCAUACAUGUCAUCAUAUGCCUCUUGUUUGGCCUUUGCCACCUCUACCUUUGCCCUAUGUCAGAUCUCAAUGUAUUCCUUUCACCUCUCCUCGGUCCUCUCAGUGUCCCACUUCUUCUUAGCUAACCCUUUUCCUUGUAUGAUUUCCUGUACUGUGAGGUUCCACCACCAAGUCUCCUUCUCUCCCUUCCUGCCAUACACCAAGUACUCUCCUGCCUGCCUCUCUGAUCACCUUGGCUGUAGUGGUCCAGUCUUCUGGAAGCUCCUCCUGUCCACCGAGAGCCUUUCUCACCUCUUCCCGAAAAGCUGUUCAACACUCGUUCUGUCUCAGCUUCCACCACAUGGUUCUCUGCUCUGCCUUUGUCUUCCCACCACCAGAGUCAUCUUACACACCACCAUCCUAUGCUGUCUAGCCACACUCUCUCCUACCACUACCUUACAGUCGGUAACCUCCUUCAGAUUACAUCAUCUGCACAAGAUGUAAUCCACCUGCGUGCUUCUACCUCCGCUCUUGUAGGUCACCCUAUGUUCCUGCCUCUUCUGCAAAAAAAGUGUUCACUACAGCCAUUUGCAUCCUAUUUGCAAAGUCAACCACCAUCUGUUCCUCCAAGUUCCUUUCCUGGAUUCCGUACUUACCCAUCACUUCUUCAUCACCCCUAUUUCCUUCACCAACAUUUCCAUUACAAUCUGCACCCAUCACGACUCUCUCUCUGUCUGGGAUGCUCAGAACUACUUCGUCUAGCUCCUUCCAGAAUUUCUCUUUCACCUCUAGGUCACAUCCUACCUGUAGGGGAUAGCCACUAAUUACACACACAUGCAUAACACUGGGUGUUUCUCUUCCCAUCUACACCAUGGUAAAAUAAUUUAAACCCUUGCCCCUAAACUUCUAGCCUUACUUCCUUUCCACCUGGUCUCCUGGACACACAAUAUAUCAACCUUUCUCCUAAUCAUCAUGUCAACCAACUCCUGAGAUUUUCCUGUCAUAGUCCCAACAUUCAAAGGCCCCACAUUCAGUUCUAGGCUCUGUGCUUUCCUCUUCUCUUUCUCCCGAAGAACCCACUUUCCACUUCUUCGACCCACAGUAGCUGAAUUUCCACCGGCGCUCUGCAGGUUGAAGGCGCCGGUGGCGGACGUUGUUAACCCGGGCCACUACCGAUCCGGUAUGGAAUUCUUUGGAUGAACGCUCAUAUUUGUUUGGCAAAGUUUUAUGCCGGAUGCCCUUCCUGACUUACUAGUACUUUGUAUGACUGUAUAAGAGAGGCUAAUUUAGUAAUACAUUAUUGUUGUUACUGUGUGGCUUUUGAUUCUAGAUUUUCAGUUUUUGGGAAAGUACUAAAACGUGCACAGAAUGUUCAGUAACACACACACACACACCGCGCGCGCACGCGAAGCUUUCCACUUCUCUCCUUUCAGUCAGUUGCUCUGCAAUGCCCAACAUGAGCCUUAACAAAACAUUCUGUAAAUCAAAAUGUGAAAAUGGAGGGGGGGAAAAAUGGAAAAGAAAAGGAAGCGUGUUUCCGUAGCUGUCCAAAUUUCCUCUAGUCCUUAAGUUGAUUUCAGACGUUUUGUUUGGUUUUAUUCAUAUUUCUCAUCGGGCAUAUGAGGUCGUCGACACCAAAAUGGGACGCUUGAGCACGAUGGACAAUGAGCUGUUAUGAACAAGUGAGACGAGAACACGUCUUUUAUUAUUAUUAUCAUUAUUGUUAUUAUUGUAUGUGUUUAAAAAAAAAAAAAAAAAAAAAGAAAUGACAAAAUGGCAAUUUGAAAAGCAGUUUGUGAAUAAAUUAUUGAGAAUUAUUUUACAACGAA